Macroventuria anomochaeta is the source of this 1122-nucleotide messenger RNA. RefSeq names its product dihydrodipicolinate synthetase family protein. The record is from RefSeq and is a predicted model, not a curated record. Bases 100 to 1098 code for a protein of 332 amino acids. The transcript has 2 exons. Gene Ontology annotation, molecular function: 4-hydroxy-tetrahydrodipicolinate synthase activity. Lineage: Eukaryota; Fungi; Ascomycota; Dothideomycetes; Pleosporales; Didymellaceae.
CUCCUGUAACAGAUUGAGAUUUUUGUUGUCUUUCGAGGAAUUGAGUCGAAAGUCAAGUUCGAAAGUCGUCAAUACCAACACCUACGCACGAGCCACAUAAUGACCUCAACCGUCACUUCCCCGCCAAACGGCGUCUUCGUACCCGUCCCAACCUUCUUCAAGCCCGCCGCCGACUCCAAGUUACUCCAAGCCGCUGUUGAUGUCCAGACACAGACUGAGCACAGCGUGUUCCUCGCCAAGAAUGGCGUUCGCGGUCUUGUCCUGCUCGGCUCCACUGGCGAAGCCAUUCACAUGAACCGUCAGGAGCGCAUCGACCUGAUCUCUGGUGUGCGCAAGGGACUGAACGAUGCCGGCUUCCCUGACUACCCAAUCAUGGCGGGCACCCUGAUUAACAGCGUAGACGAGACGCUAGAGCAGCUUGAAGACUAUAAGCAGGCGGGUGCACAAUGGGGGCUCGUCCUUGCACCAGGGUACUUUGGCGCUGCAGCGAGCCAGGAGGGUAUCAGGGAGUGGUAUACUGUUGUUGCCGACAAAUCGCCCCUGCCUAUCCUUAUCUACAACUACCCCGGCGUAACUAACGGCGUCAUGGUUACCCCCGAGACGUACCGCAUCCUCGCCCAGCACCCCAAUAUCGUCGGCUGUAAGAUGUCGCACGCUGUCGUGUCAUGGCACAACCAAGUCUCGCUCGAUCCUAAGAUCGACCACAACAAGUUUAAGGUGUACAGCGGACUGGGACAGCAGCUUGGUCCUAUUGUGUUCUUCGAUGCCGCAGGUGUCAUUGACGGUCUGGCGGCUAUCUACCCCAAGACUGUCUGCUCGCUGUUCAAGCUCGCUGAGACACGGCCAAUCAGCAAUGAGAACUUGGAGAAGAUCAAGAAGCUACAGUACACAGUCAGCACGACCGAGGAGUACAUCGGCAAGUACGGUAUCGUGGGCAUCAAGGAGGCAGUCAAGCGCGUAACUGGAUAUGGCACAUUGGAGGGUGGAAGGCUGCCGAUCAAGGGCAAGCUGCCGGAGGGUGAGUGGGAGAAGUGGAGCGAGACUUGGGAGAGGAUACAGAAGGCCGAGGACGCGUUGUCUGAGAAGGACUUUAAAUAAGCACGAAAGCCAUAGAAGAAGGUC